Molecule: messenger RNA, 377 nt
Organism: Chaetura pelagica (chimney swift)
Lineage: Eukaryota; Metazoa; Chordata; Aves; Apodiformes; Apodidae
Product: serine/threonine-protein kinase PAK 4-like
Exons: 2
Biological process (GO): intracellular signal transduction; regulation of MAPK cascade; protein phosphorylation
Cellular component (GO): cytoplasm
Molecular function (GO): protein serine/threonine kinase activity; ATP binding
Source: RefSeq, a predicted model, not a curated record
CCUCAACGGGAACCUCAACGCGUGUCCCACGAGCAGUUCCGGGCUGCCCUGCAGAUGGUGGUGGAUCCUGGAGACCCCAGGUCCUACCUGGACAACUUCAUCAAGAUCGGGGAAGGUUCCACGGGCGUCGUUUGCAUCGCCACGGUCAGGAGCAGCGGGAAGUUGGUGGCCGUCAAGAAGAUGGACCUGAGGAAGCAGCAGCGGCGCGAGUUGCUCUUCAACGAGGUGGUGAUCAUGAGGGACUAUCAGCACGAGAACGUGGUGCAGAUGUACAACAGUUACCUGGUGGGCGACGAGCUCUGGGUGGUCAUGGAGUUCCUGGAGGGCGGCGCCUUGACCGACAUCGUCACCCACACCAGGUGCCACCUUGACCUUGG